Lycium barbarum (goji berry) is the source of this 5567-nucleotide messenger RNA. Its product is annotated as protein FRIGIDA-ESSENTIAL 1-like. Gene Ontology annotation, molecular function: metal ion binding. The transcript has 6 exons. The record is from RefSeq and is a predicted model, not a curated record. Bases 3678 to 5408 code for a protein of 576 amino acids. Lineage: Eukaryota; Viridiplantae; Streptophyta; Magnoliopsida; Solanales; Solanaceae.
AUGCUUCUCUUUUCCUCACCCUCUCAAAGUUGAAAUUUUUCUUUUGAUGCAUCUGUGUGUAGUGGUUCAUGUCACCCGAUCUAAUGGAAUUGGUGAGGAACAAGCUAACAUAUGAUUUUCGUAUGUUCAUUAUCGGACAGAGUGAGGUGUUUGUAGUCCUCUGUGGAUUUUGGCUCUUUGUAGCUUUCACUAGGUCUUCUUUCAAAUUCCUAUGCUUGAUAUCAUUGUUUAUGUUAUUUGCACAACUAAAAGAUUACUAAAGAGGUUCAAACCCAGAAGAUAUUGUCAUAUAACAUAUUAAAGCUUCAUACAAUUUACCUGUAUUUAUGUAUAAAGUUCUAUAUGAUAUGAUAAGGGGAAAAGAUAACAUAUGCACAAGAUCAUAUAUACAUUUCACUUUUUAGUCUAGUGUCUGCCAACUCAUUAGCUAUUAAGAAUUUGUCUUCUCCUCGCAAAUGCAUAUUGAGGGGAUGAGGUUAUCUAACACGGCUAUCAAUCUCUUUUCAAGUGUUAUUGUUAUUAUUUUGUCGAUACUUCUAAAGGCUAAAAACACCUAAAUUCCUUAAUAUCAUUGGCCCUACUCUUUUUCGAAGUAAUCACACUAAAUGAACAGUUAACCUCUUCUUGAAGAACCCAAACUGUAGAACUUGAAAAGACUUAAUGACCAUCUCCCGACCCUUUCAGGACUCUAGAGCUGCAAAUACCAUGCAUAAAUGCUUAGUGGUGAGAACCUAACUUUGAGUUUUCUCCAUCCAUAUGGAUAUUACCUAGCUAAGGGAUUCAAGAAAGUUCGGAAUGUACCGAUCAAGUGCUUGUUGUCAAGCAUUCCCGCAUAUUACGGCUCUUAUGCAUGCAUGCGGUCAUUGAGAAUUUGGGGAUGCUUAAAUUACUCUUUUUGGGACACAAAGAAUGAGGUGAAUACUAGAAGCUAAUUACAUCUUUGAUUAAGAGAGAAGAGGGCUGGAGGGGUUAGGGAUGAGUGUAUUCAACAAAGCUCUUCUAGGGAAAUGAUUAAUGGGGUUUUGGCAAUAAGGUGCAUGCUUAAUAGAGAACAGUAACAUCAAAACAUUGAGUUUAAGAAGGGAGAUGAAAUACAGAAAUUAUCAUGAUACAAUACGAGUGUGGUUUGUGGAGAAACAUCAUGCAAAUGUAGGAGGAAGCUUAGUAGAAAUGUAAAAGGCGUGAUUCGUAAUAUAGGGUUAGCUUCCGCAACUAGAGAUAGUGCUAUGGUGACAUCUUGAGCCAUGUCGUCCUUUUUAUAACCGAGAAAUUAGUUGGUUGGGCCAACCUCAAUUGAUCCAUGUGUUUAAAACUUGGGGGAGUAUGGCGGGAGAUCUUUCUACUCUCCUUUUACUUAAAUACCAGGUUUUAGUCACUGGUACUAUUUAAAUUUGUGAUAUUCGCCCAAUCUGCACAUCUUCUGUUGCGUCCUUCCCAUUGAACCGAAGACCUCGGGGCACAUUUUAAGUAAUGCCUUUCUAGUACAUUCAGUAUAUUGGGCCAACAAUCAAUAACUAUGCUCAAAUAUAUGGGACACGUAAAGGAGAAAAUUGGAUGUAAAGUUUAGUAAGAAAUUUGCAGAGAGAAACACUCAAGGGUGUGACCUAGUGGUCAAUGAAGUGCUUUGAAAACCAUGAGGCCCCAGGUUCAAAUCUCAGCAGAGACAAAAACACUAGGUGAUUUCUUCUCAUAUGUCUUGGCAUUGGUGGACAGAGUUACUUGGUACCUGUUGCUAGUGGGAGGUAUACCCUAGAAUUUGUCGAGGUACGCACAAGCUGGCCCGAACACCACAGUUACAAAACAAAAAAAGAAAUUUGUAGAGAGAGACUAGUUUCAAAAUUUUAUGCAGCAUCCGGGUUACUGUGCGAUAAGAAGGUGUUGCCAAGGCUUAAGGUAAAUUCUAUAGAGUGGUGGUUAGAUAGGCAGAAUGCUGGCCAGUAAAGAACGUGCACGUUCAGAAGAUGAGUGUAGCGGAAAUGAGGAUGCACAGAUGGAUGUGUGGGCAUACUAGGAGGGAUAUGGUUUGGAACGAAGUUAUACGGGGCAAGGUGGAAGUGGCACCCGUGGCAGACAAGAUGAGGGAAGCGAGACUGAGAUGGUUCGGAUAUGUGAAGAAGAGGUGUGGAUGCGCCAGUAAGGAGGUGUGAAGGUUAGCUAUAACAAGAGUUGGAGGCAUGGAAGUAGGCCAAAAAAGAAUUGGGGGAGGUGGUUAGACAGGACAUGGCACCGCUACAGCUUACUGAGGACAUGACCCUAAAUAGAAAGGUGUGGAGCUCGAGGAGUAGGCUAAAGGUUAGUAGGUAGCCGAGUGGUCUCCGUAUCAGUAGUAUUAGGUAGUAAUCACAUAGUUUCUUUUCUUCAAUGUGUAUUACUAUUUGUUGCCUCAUUUGCUUUUUAUCUUGCUAUUUUGUUGCCAUAUGUUUCUUGAUACCAUGCUUUUUACCUUUGUUAUUUGUUGUCACAUCCCAAUUAAGGACAUGUACGAGGGUGCAAAGACUCGUGUUAGGACAGUGGGAGGUGAUUCGGAACGGUUUCCUGUCAUGAUGGGGGUGCAUCAGGGAUCAACCCUUAGCCCGUUUCUAUUUGCUUUAGUGAUGGACGAAUUGACACGAUAUAUUCAAGAGUUGGUGCCGUGGUGCAUGUUAUUUGCGGACGACAUAGUUUUGAUUGACGAGACGCGUAGGGGAGUUAAUGAUAGGGUUUGUUUGGAGAACGACUUUAGAAUCUAAAGGUUUCAGGUUAAGCAGGACUAAGACGGAGUACAUGGAGUGCAAGUUCAGCGAGGCGACGCAGGAGAUAGAUGUGGAAGUGAAGAUCGAGGCACAAGCUAUACCCAAAAAGCUUCAAGUAUCUUGCCAUAAUACAAGGAGACGAGGAGAUUGACGCUGAUGUGGCACACCAUAUUGGAGCAGGGUGGAUGAAAUGGAGGCUCGCCUCCGCGGUGCUUUGUAAUAAGAAAGUGUCGCCAAGGUUGAAAGAUAAGUUCUACCGAGUGGUGGUUAGACCAGCAUUGUUGUGUGGGGUAGAAUGCUGGCCAGUCAAGAAUUCUCACAUUUAGAAGAUGCAGGUAGCGGAGAUGACGAUGCUCAGAUGGAUGUGUGGUCAUACUAGGAGAGAUAUGAUUAGAAAUAAAGUUAUAAGGGACAAGGUUGGAGUGGUUUCUGUGGCGGACAAAAUGAGGGAAGUGAGGCUAAGAUGAUUCGGGCAUGUGAAGAGGAGGUGUGAGGAUGCGCCAGUUAGGAGGUGUGAGAGAUUGGCAAUAGCAGGAGUUAGGAGAGGUAGAGGCAGACCGAAGAAGAAUGGGGGGAGGUGAUUAGACAAGACAUGACACAACUUCAGAAGACAUGACCUUAGAUAGUAAGAGUUGGAGGUCGAGAAUUAGGGUAGACGGCUAGUAGGUUGAUGAGUUUUGCUGCAUUGUGGAUGUAAGGAGUAGGGGGCUAACCUCUUCGUAUCCGCUUUUCAUUCACUUGGUAUUAUUGUUUAGGUUUUGCGUAGAUCCCUACUCUUCUGUGUGUAUUACUAUAUGUUGCUGUAUUUGUGUUAUAACUUGAUAUUUUGCUAUCUAAUCUUUCUUGCAAUCUUGCAUCGACUACGUUUCUGCUGAGCCAAAGGUCUAUCGGAAACAACCUCUCUACCCCUCAAAAGGUAAAGAUGGAACCCACAUUCUGGAGCCUAUGGGUGUGGAAGAGCAUUUAAGAUCAGGAAUUUCUACUCCAAAACAACCUGUGGCAAAUCCUGAUUCCCCUAUGAUUGAAGAGAGUAGCAGAAUAUCUAAUUCUGAUGAAAGAAGUGGAGACAAUUAUUCAAGUUUGGAUGGAAAAAGAACUGGCGUACUUUCUGAUCUCCAUGGUCGAAGAUGUUACAGUGGGGAAACAAUAACCCAUGAAACCCAGCCCGUUGGUCAAAAAGUAAGUGCUGAAUUCACUGAAGGAGGUCAUCAAGAAGUGUCGCAUGAAUUACAACAAGCAUCAUCGAGGUUGGAUGUUCAGGAGACUAGGGUAAGAAGUUUUCCCCCUGGUGCUGAUUCUAGUGGUGGAAAUGAAAGGCCAGCAGAUAGAUGUGAGUUUUAUUCUAGAGGUUGGUGCAUCAAUGGGAGCUCAUGCAGGUUCCUUCACGGAAAGGAUCCUGUAACUGGCCAUAAUAAGGAUGGUGGUUUAGAUGCUGCAAAGAUGAAAAGCAAACUCAUAAAUGGUGAAGGUUCAAAAGAUACCACUGAGAGACCAGCACGGGAUUGUUUCUCUGAUUUGGCAUCAGAUGAAGUUCGAUGUGGAGAAAAUCGAAGGUUGAAUAGUGACAAUGAUUUGCAUAUGCAUAAAGAUGAGGAUCGGUCAAACAUUCCGUUUAGAGACAUUGGAAGAGAAACUCUUGGAUCUAAAUCAUACUUGGCUGGGUAUGGCAGCUCUUCAUCACCAUUACUGAAAGAUGAUUCUCUUAGUAAAGAUAGCUAUCGUAGUGGAAUGCUUCCAAGUAGCUCAGUACUGUCAUCUUACAAGUAUCAGAACACUGAAAUACCCUCUUAUGCCUCAAAUUUGGAUAACACGAGUUAUAAGAGGACCCAGCUUAUGCUCGACUAUCAUCAUUUGCCAUUCUUGAAUCGCUCUGUGGAUACGUGGCCUUCUUAUCUUACUUCUUCCUCUUCAAACCUAGAUCCCACUGGUGAUCAGAAGCUUUUAGACCCUAGCCGGGAAUACUGUUAUUCUAGGUCAAUCUCUCUGCAUAACAAGUCUUCAGUACUUCCUAGUUGUGGAACUGAACCUUUUUCUUGGACUGGUUUAUCAGGGGACAUGGAACACUCAUGCGGUUAUAAGACCAAGGUAUACUUUAAUGAGUGGGAGCCUUCUGCGCCUUUUCGGCCAUCAGCCUUUCUUAGUCAAAUUAUUCCCCCUCCAGAAAGUCUUUAUGAUCCGAUUCGUGAUAGCAUUGAGCAAACCAGCACAGCUGAGAAAGAUUUGUCUGCUAAUGAAAGAAAAACAGCUGAUAGAGCUGUGGCCCAUCAAGAAAACGUGAAUACCUCUUCAAAAGAAGAAAAGCACUCAAGAUUAAUUAAUCCCGGAGGCCAAAAAAGGAAACAACCAAAAGUAGAGAAGCUCCGACCCAACUGUGAAAUUGAUACCAACUUUAGGAGAGAUGGAUCUGUGAACUAUGAGUCAGUAGUUAUGAAGCAUUUUCGUGCUGCUCUUGUUGAUUUCGUUAAAGAAUUGCUUAAGCCAACUUGGCAUGAAGGUCGCUUGAUGAAGGAUGCAUACAAGAUGAUUGUUAAGAAAGCAGUAGAUAAGAUCAUUAACUCUUUGACACCCGAUCAAAUUCCUGAUACGACUGAAUCCAUCAAUCAGUAUCUAUCUGUAUCUAAAUCAAAAGUAGCUAAGCUCAUUGAGGGGUAUGUGGAGAAAUAUGGUAAAUCUUGAGAUGAAUCAUCAAAAGUAUUGCUUUACAUGCUGCCACUAGUCAGGAAUCGGUGAAACGCCUCAUUGUGGGACUACUUUUGUUUCUACUAAAGGGCUAGAAACAAAAUGUUAAUUUUGUAUAUGGAUUUCUUCUUAUUAGAUAAGACCUUUUUUUGCUGC